This is a messenger RNA of Pocillopora meandrina, 5043 nucleotides long. The record is from the annotation of a GenBank genome assembly. NCBI's taxonomy places the organism in Eukaryota, Metazoa, Cnidaria, Anthozoa, Scleractinia, Pocilloporidae.
AUGGCCGGCCUUGCUCCGUUUGGACGUGACGAUCAGCCUUUCUUUGAUGUGAAAAUUGUGGGUGGAAAACGAGUUGAAGUCGAAGUUGAUAAAUAUGGAAACCCCUUGAAGCAGGAAAGGAGCACUCAUCUACCAGGAACUCAACAGAGGGUGAGUCCUUCAGCUUUGUCAAGUGCAAGUCCCGCUAUAUCGUCAAGGGCAUCUGUUCCCCCGUGGGUAAACAGAGGCGACACACCUCCAAGAAAACUUUUAAAAUCACUGGAAAGUCCUGAAGACGGGAGUCACAACUCCGCACAAGGUCUUCACAGAUUUUCUUCGCCAAGUUCUCAUGCUGUUUUACCGCCGAUAAAAAAGUCUUUAAAUUCGGGUGUAGAUGACGAAAGCAAGACCAAGUCUUUGGCUUCAAGAUUGAAUUCAGUCUUGUUAGGGUUUGACACUUUGAGACUUAAAGAUACCUAUCUUAGCUUCGCGGGCUUUGACUCGACUUUGUCGGGUUUUGUGUCUGCAGAGCAGAUUGAGAGAGAAUUCUAUAGACUACAAAUACCAGUGAGAGGGGAGCUUUUAAAUGAAUUAUUAGCGUUAUUCAUGUCAGCUCAUAGACCAAAUUGGGUCAAUUAUGAACAGCUUUUGAAGUUUUUAAAUAAUGCUGUUCAGCCAGCAGCUACAAAAGAAUUUCGUGUCCCCAAGCUGGAUUUAACAUCAAAUCCUGGUGACAGACUGCAAGAGAAAAUAUCAGCUAAAUCUCCCAGGGAAAAAAACUUGCCAUUAAAACCAAAUCAAGUAUCUCCUAGAGCUGAUGAAUCACAGAAAGGUCGUCAGAGUGCAAUAGCUGUAAGAAAAGCUUUCCAAGAUAAGCAAGACACUGCAAUCUUGCUACAAAUUGAAGAAAUGCUCAAGGAAGUUGGUAAUGCACAAGAACAAAUUCAUACUUUAAGGAGAGCUUUGGAAGAACAGGAUGUGGCAAGAGCAGAGGUCAUAUCUACUCAGAAGGUAUGAUAAAAACAACAUUAAUUUUUCUGUAAACAACUGUUUCUUGCCUUAUAGGAUUUAACUAGAGAUACUCAACAGUGUAAAAAACAGUAUAAAAUAGAAGUUGGCAAUUGAGAUUAGCAGGUUUCAGAAGACCAGCAUACUGGAAGAAUGAAUUACUAACCAUCUUGACUUAGUUGUGAUAUUUGAUACUUGUCUCCCAACUCCCAAUAGUUUAAGGGGAAGAAUGUAAUUUGUGAUUCAGUGUAGUAUACAGAUGGUGUCUGGCGUCUUUUGUCUGGAGAUCAGGUUAUGUUGUAUUUCAUGCAUAGUCUAUAGGAAGAGGAAUGAGACUUGAUCAAUUUUCAAAUUUCAUUCUCACAAUGGCUACAUGUAUGUCAAAUAUCAAAGGAUAGAAUAAAUGUAAAAUGCUCAGCCAGAGUGUCAAGAGACUGACAAUGUUUCCCUUUUUCCAUUUAGUUGAAGACAAUUUGUUUGCGUCAUCACAUCCCUUUUCACAACUCCUUGUUGGAUAAAAUAAUUGACAGGCUUGACAGAUACAACUCAGGUAGAGUAAGGUAGGUGAUAGACAUAUUAUUAGAUGAAUAAAGUGUUAUAACUGCUUAUAAACAAUGUUAUUGUUAAACCCCAUUUGAUGUGAUAAUUGUCUGUAUUUUCCCUCAGCUGGUUUGAAUUCAUCUCCUUCAUUGAGCGGGCACUGCCUCUUCCUUCACCAAGUGUUGCCUCAAGUCCAAGCCCAAGUAGGAGUAGUUGUCAUGGUUUAGAGACUCCCCCUACGAGGCCAGUGUGGGAAACAAGACAGCCUCUUAAAGGAGUCAACAAAGAUAGGCAAGAUGGGCUGCAAGUUGAGAUGCUUGAGGAGCAACCGCGAAGUUUAGGUAACACUUUUGUCAUUGGAACUAGUUAAUAAAGUGAUUGUUGAAAGCAAAAUACUUUUUAAAUGCUUCAUAGCUUCCCCCAACCCCUUGCUGUAAGAGCCUCUGGCAUUCUGUCCUAAUUUUAAUUGAAGAUGAAAAGUAACUGUACCAAUACAGAAAAUCAGCACCUUACCACAGCCAUUCCCUGCUAAUUUUCUCCUUUUAAUAAUCCUGCAUAAUAGAAGACAAGGGGUUGCUCUGUAGCAACAUCAUGUCCUCCCAUACCUUUGUCCCUUUGCCCUUGUAACAAAACACUACAGAUAAAUAAUUUACUGGAAUGUUCACAUCUUUCUUACACUCUUUCUACACUCUUUCUUCCAGCCCUUAUAAAGUACCCAUUUCCUGCCCUCUUCUCUCCUGUACCCUCUUCACUCCUUGUUCUCUGUUGCAAGUUCUAACUGCCAUCCUGUCAUAUGUUAUAGGUGCAGUUUAUUGCCAAUUUUUCACACACUGCCCCCAAAUUUUACCUCCCUUUCCCCUUCCUGUAACAGCUAAGCUUUGUGUUGAAGAGUGUCUUUGUAUGUAUAUAUAGAGAUGUGUCCUAUAGAUAUGUUUUGUUUAUCUGAGCUGUUUUCUUUUUGUCAUAUUGUGAAAACAGGUCAAGAGGGAAGUGUGGUUGGUGAUAGACAACAAAAGGAUUCAUAUCAACAUCACAAAAGAGCUCCAAUGCAUCAGGUGUCAGAUGAGAGGGGUGGGGAUGAUUUUAACAUGUCACUGUAUGCUGAAGAUGAAAGAAGACAACUUGAAGACAGGCGAGAGGACUUGUUGAGGAAGCAGCAUGAAUUGAUUGAACAAAAACGGCAAAUUCAGAGAGAACAGGAAGAGAUUAAUCAAUUUAUUCAACAUCAGAAGGAGAAGCUGUAUGCAGAAGACCAUGAUUAUGACCCUCCACAUUAUGUGCAGAAGGAAAGUAAGGUUGAGAGAUUUAUGAAGCUAGCAAAUGCUCUUUAUGUUUGUGACCAGGAUCAGUCAGGUAAAUUUGAACACAAUAAUUCUCCUUACCAAUUUUUAAGGAAUUAUUUGCUGGUUAUUCUUGAAACUUUUCUUUUGUCAUACAAUAGUUAAUGUUCAGACAUAUGUAGAUUCCAUGUUGCUGUGUGUCAUUUCACAAAUAGUAGAUCACAGCUGACGUCAAAAUGUUGUGAGAACAAAAUGUGGCUCACAAUGUGCAGUCACCGUUGAUUUUCUUACCACACUUUAUGUCUUCUGUGAUCCAUUUCUGUACAUACUAAUGGCAACAUGUAAUUGAUUUUUUUAUGUGAUAAAAAAUAUGUUUUUAACCCUGUAACCCCUAAGAGAGACUGGCAUCUAAUUUCUCCUAACAUUAAAGUCAAGAGAAUAAAGGAACUGAUCACCAACUACAGAAGCUCUUGAUUGUUAGACAAAUUCUCCUUGUCAGCACCUUAGUAAAUGUACAGAGAACAGUAUGGAGAAUAUGAAUACUGAUGUUAGGGUGUAAAUGGUCAAUUGUGACAUCAUCUGUGCAUCUUUCCUUUGCAGAUCAUAAGUAAGAACUCAUCAAAUGAGUGUGUAUUUCAGCUUAUCGUGUAAACAAUAUUCUUCAAUUGACAAUUUCUGAUUUUUUCCACUCUGCUGGUAUUUAAAUGUGUAUUUCUCUCUUUGUUAUUUCGCUCUAAAUUUUUUUUUCUGUUAUUCUCAUGCAGGUCUCAUAGAGGCAGAUAUGGCUCGUCGAUUACUGAAUAACUACAACCUUGUUAAUCAACUGGACUUCUCUGCCCAGCUGAUUGAAAACACGAUCAAAAGUUGCUCAACCACAGAUGACAAAGUUAGUGUGGAUGAUUUGAUAGAUGAACUUAAGAGCCAUCUUUAAAAGAGGUGCUUGUUGAAAAAUGGUGUUCACUGCUGUGGUGUGUAAUGGGAUGAACAUGGUGCUUUCAUUUCAUAUGCAGAACGAUGCCUUUCUUCGUGUAUAACAUUGUUCUCGAGGUGAAAGAUUUCCUUGUCUCAGGAAAACUAGCAUUGAUAUUGCUCAAAUGCAGAGGUUUAAACAGAGUGACUGUUCAAAAACUUGUAAAUAUAGAGAGAAGACUGCUUUCCAAACAACAAGUCAACAAGUCAACAAAAAGCCUCCGAGGGGUUUGAGGGCCUGAUAAACCUAAGAAUAAGCUGAGAAUGAGUUGUACUUAUAAUACUUGUAAGACUUUUAUUUGUAUUCAUAUUCCCUUGAUCUUGUUAAUUUAAGUUUGGAGACAGGAUUUUUAGUAGAAAUUUAUUUAUUGUAAAUAAUGUUGUAUGUCCAUGUAUAUAGGUAUAUGAACAAAGGUACCAUUAUCCAUAUUGUGCUUGAAACAAGCCUAAAGAAUGCAGAGUCUGUAAAAAGCACCAUGCACUAGACAUUUAGAUAUAUUUAAAUGGGUAAUUGAAGUAAAACAAAAUUUGAAUGUUCUUCAAGCUAGUCAGAAUUAAAUUUGUUUAUGGGAUUACUUUCUUUGAAAGCCUUUGCAUUGGUGUCUUAUUUGAAAAUUUUUGAGAACAAGCAGUCAAAAAUUGUUAUAAGUGUUUGAUUUCAUUGUAAAAGUGGGACGUCCAUCCUCUGAUUGUCACCUAGCUCGCUUCCAUCAUCUUAGUAGAGGCAACCUGGUAGAGAAAGUUGAUUUGGAGGCAUAGGGGGAUGUCUUGCGUAUCAGAGUCAAGGAUCCCCGUGGGAGACUGGGCCAAGUUUAAUCUCGAGCUUGAGAAAAAGAUAUAGGGAGGGGACAAUCAUUGCACAUGCGCAAAUAUUAAUUGCCCCGAGACCGGUAAUUGGCGUGUACGAGCAAAUUUCCGAGUGUUCUCAUUUAUCUACGCCGGAAGUGCGUCUUCCUUUGCUCCGGAUGUGCGUUUUCCGACAAGACCGUACUUGCAAUUUUUGUUUCCGAUAAGAAAUAAGAUGUGACUGUGACCUUGUGAUUAUGAGAUAUCGAGUUAUUUUUUUGACGCAGAUUUGUGGUUCAACAAUCUUCAGCAGAUAAGUUUAUAACUUAACUAAAAACAUGUCCAUUUGGCGCAUACAGGUCAAGUUAGCUCCUGUUUCAACAGAAAUGAACCUGGGAUGAGAUUGUCUUUUUGCACACUGUAAAAGUUGACUUUAAACCUUCUUUGUCUUUAAGUGUCGCAAACACUGAACCGAUAAGAG